Molecule: messenger RNA, 219 nt
Organism: Puccinia triticina
Lineage: Eukaryota; Fungi; Basidiomycota; Pucciniomycetes; Pucciniales; Pucciniaceae
Exons: 2
Coding region: 1-219 (72 amino acids)
Source: RefSeq, a predicted model, not a curated record
AUGAUUGGCGAGCUGGGAGAUGUUGAGCGCAAGACAUCAGCCUCACGGCGACGGCCGGUAGACCUGAUGGACACAACGGAUGGGAAAGCUCCCUUAGGAGUGGAAGAACUAAAGGAAGAUCGACAGUCGGCUCAGCAUCAAACUAACGUGCCCGACGCUGAAGGCCCCCCCACUGCGAGGGACUUUGGAGGCGCGAAUGCCUUCACCUUCGGGACUUAG